Danaus chrysippus (African queen) is the source of this 1047-nucleotide messenger RNA. The record is from the annotation of a GenBank genome assembly. NCBI's taxonomy places the organism in Eukaryota, Metazoa, Arthropoda, Insecta, Lepidoptera, Nymphalidae.
AUGAUUCGGUUAAGGGUUUAUUUGGUUUGGGCAGUCGUCUGCAGUUCAAUGGUUUUCUGUCAAGGGCCUCUGACACCACCGAAACCAGUCGUAAUCCCCGUGCCGCUGCCGUCCCUCGCGGCAAGUCCUGCGGUUAGCAGUGCUGCGUCAGAAGAACCAAAGAUUUCGACGGAACCGAUUUCCACGACAGCAAAAGCGGCGUCUGUACCAGAACCUUCUACUACAUCUACCACUCUUCCGCCGACUACUACUACUCCUUCAACAACACCUCCAACAACACCUCCGACAACUCCUCCAACAACAACUCCUCCAACGCCUCCAACAAUAACACCUCCAUCCCCAACGCCCCCUCCGGCUCCGACACCAGCUCCCGGCCCUCUCCCACCUCCACAACAAGGAACUUGGUCCUGGACCGAAAACAAUGUGACCUGCAUCCUCAUUAAGUUUGCGGCUCAGCUGAAUGUCACCUACCCUAUUGAUAACUCAUCAUCUCCACUGGGUCACCUGGUAAUGAACAUCCCUUCCACUGCCGUGGUGGUGAACGGCAACUGUAAUGGGUCCCAGCAGUGGGUAAACAUCACGUGGCCUGUGUGGGACAAGCCUGAAUCACCCAUGAACAGUAUGCUGAUGGUGUUUGCAAACAACGCCACCACUAAGCUGUAUUCUCUGGAACACCUCAACUUGACGCUCAUGCCAGAAGUCUUCCCUAACGCAUCGUCCCAGUUGUUCGUUCACUGGCAGGGCUCCACGUGGCGCACCCCCCAGGCGACCUCAUACCGCUGCUCGCCCCCCACUCAACUGAACCUGACCGCAGACGCCGUCAACCAGGUCGCAACCCUGACCCUCACACAGCUCCAAGAGGAAGCCUUCCGGACAAGUGGUAACAGCAGCGAAUUCAGUGCUCCUCGUGAUUGCGGCGGCGGGGACGUCCCUGACGCUGUUCCUAUCGCUGUGGGCUGUGCUCUGGGAGGGCUGGUGCUGGUGGUGCUUGUGGCCUACCUCGUGGGGCGACGCCGCUCACCUGCUAGGGGGUACCUCUCUAUGUAG